Messenger RNA from Megachile rotundata (alfalfa leafcutting bee), 2566 nucleotides. It is a transcript of the gene fng, whose product is annotated as Fringe glycosyltransferase. The record is from RefSeq and is a predicted model, not a curated record. Gene Ontology annotation, molecular function: glycosyltransferase activity. Gene Ontology annotation, cellular component: membrane. Lineage: Eukaryota; Metazoa; Arthropoda; Insecta; Hymenoptera; Megachilidae.
ACAUUGUAAAUUAAUAUUUCACCUUCAACAAUCUUUAACCGUCCAAAAUAUUUACAAAAUAAUGUACAUAUUUUAUUAAACAUAAUAUCGAUAAAAUAGUGUGUUACAUACCGAUUGAUUCGUUCGAUAAUGAAAUAGAAAUUUGGUGAAAUGCUAAUUGUUGGCAAUAUAGGAAAGGGGCAAUGCUCCAUUUAAAUAGUCGUUAUCCCUUUCUACUCGAUGGUUCUCAGUUCCCGUUCCCGUCAUCGUGCCACUCGCCACUCGUCACUCGUCGGCUCCACUCCCCACUACCGCCGGCCAGCGAAGUGGCUACUAUGGCGAUGUUUACAGCGUAGUCAGGGCGACUGGCCAUGUGUUCAGUCGGUGGUUUGUCGCGCGCCGGAUAACAGGGGGUUCUCUCGUGCGUGUGUUGCCUCGCAGUUCUUCGUGUACCUUCGUUUUACGAAAGCGUUCUCGUGUACAGAAACCACUUGACUGUCAAAUUAAACAUUUGGUGUCGUGCUGCUGCAGGUUGCCCGACAUCCUGUAUUUGCAACUAGCGGUUCUUCUAAUUAAACGAUACGGAAUACGAUCGUUUAAAUCGUUGAAGAUUCAAACAGAAAUUCGGAACGCAAAUUUAUUCGUUCACGGACUACGGUCCAAACACUGUGAUCGCACCGAUCGAAACGUUGAUCGAACAGAGAAUCGAAACAAUGAUAUUGGCAGUGUGUUUGGAAACUUGGUACGAAAUAUCGCGCGCAAAAAUUCCGUGCGCAUUGUUCGCGAUUAAUUUACAAAGUGACAACGUACACGCGAAGGACAAAUUUGACUCGUGAUCAUACAUUACGAAUCGAGGACAGUUCGCGCGAUUCGUUGACAUGCGCAGUUGCGAUUGUUUAGCGCGAGAAGAUUCGAUUUAAAGAAAUAUCGAAAACAAACGAUCGCGUCUCUUUUCGAUGAGUCGAAAGGGUACUGGGAGCGAAAAGGAACAGUGAUCAGUGUCGUAUGUUAUGACUGGCGUAUUUUUUACGAGGCAAAAGGAGGAGAACGAUGUGGGGUGGUUGCCGUUGAUCGUCGAUGCACGAGAAAAGCGUGAAAAUCACGAAGAAGAAGGACGGUCUCGUUUGUCGGUGAUUGGCGCGGGAUACACCAGCACCGGUAGUGCUAAAAUGCCCCGUGGCCUGCCGACUAGACGAGGCCUUCAGGCGUUGGCACUUGUUCUCGCCACCGCUUACGCCACAAUUCUCCUUUAUCAGGCCGUUGCACCGCGUCAGUGGGUUGACGAAAUGACGGUCGAAGUGAACAGUCGAAAUGUGCUCGUGGAAGUGCCAGCCCCGAGGAGAAUAAUCAGCGAGGAAUCAUCGGUGACACCUGCGAUCGCCACGGCGACGAUGGCACCGUUCACCACCAAUCUCGACGACGUGUUCAUCAGCGUAAAGACUACAAAACAUUAUCAUCAUUCUCGUCUGCCAGCGAUCAUCGGCACGUGGUUUCAAUUCGCCAAAGAUCAGACGUGGUUCUUCACUGACCGCGACGAUCCCUACUUCCAGAACCAAACCAAGUUGGAUAAUCGCGUGACAACUGACGCAACCGGAUGAUCCUUCUCGCUCAAAGGGAAAAGAAAAUGUUCCGAGCAGGCUGGACGAGAUUCCAGCAACGGCAGAUGGGGCGACCGGUUUCCGAGGGUGUUCUUCCUAUGUUCCCUGAUCGAUCGCGUCGAUUAUCCUCGAUAUCCACGCGUGAAAAUACCGAGUUCUGUUAGCGAUCCGACGUAUCCGAAGGAUCUACGGACAGGCCUCCAAAGACGCUUCUAAACGCCAGUCACUAGCGAGACGUAACGUUUCAAUCGAACGUUCUUAAGCCUGGUUUACAUUCUCUGUGUAAUCGAGACCUCCGAUCGUUCUUCUAAUGUUCUACGAUUUUCAAUUGACUUGCAUUAUUUAAGUAUUGCUGAUAUUUAUUAGAAAUUUUAUUGAGAAGUAUGUGGGGUAUGUGGAGUCAUAUGAGAUCUUCCUGACGAGGGUUGUAGGACAAAUAGGGGGUUGUCAGAUGAAGAAGGGUGUUGUCAGUCAAAUAGGGGGUUGUCAGAGAAGGGUAUUGUCAGACAAAGAGGGUUCUAAGUUUGGGUUCUAACUUCUUGAGUUCUUGCAUCCUUUUCGAGGUCUUAGGUUCCUAAGUGCGUCCAAGUGUACAGCGCAUUAGUUCGAGAGCAAUGUCGCAAUCAGUGAACAAGCAGUUGUGACGUAGAAUGUUAUCCGUGGUGUGGGUGGAUCGGCAGGAUGCCGACUACGGAAAGUCGAAGGAGAAGGGAUGAGCACGCGAACCCUCGGGCACCGUCCGACAUUUGACCUCAACACGCGCUCUGCACCGGUUUGCACCUCUGCCACGAUCGUUCUUACCUGCCUCGCAUAAUCUACCCUUGUCGCCCUUUCAUCCUUUCAACCUGCCACGGCUUUUCCUAGUUUGGAAAUCGUGCUCUUGGAUUAUUUUUAAUGCUCUUUGACGGCCAUAUGAUCAACACCAAGUGUUCGUCCUCUCACAACAGGCGGGCCCUUUGCUGCAAAAUGUCUGUGGAGUUCGACAGGUU